AUGUCUUACAGCAACCCAAAAGCUUACUACAAUCAAGCACAAUACACGUCCGGUUCUCUUGGCCCUGAUAGCAGUAACAGAUCCGACCAAGCAGCACGACCACCACCACCACCAUCAUCAUCAUCAUCCAAAGCUUAUGAUACAGUUAUACACAAGCCUGAUGAAAUAACACCAAGCGACUUGAAUGGUCCUCCACCACCACCAUCAGCACCACCAGCUUAUGCAUAUCCACCACCCGAUGAAGCAGCACCUUCAGCACCACCAGCAUCCUCGAUACCUCCAACAACACCUUCUUCAAGAGAAUACCCAACCUAUGGUGCUGUGGCUGCUCAAGCAGGCUUGCUUGAUCCUGCAAAGGCUUAUAUGGAUCGUCAACCACGUCCUCCAUCAGCACAUUCAUCACGUGAUGCCGUUGCUACUCCCUCAUGGUCUAAUCCACACAUCCCAUGUGAUUGGGCACAGAAUGGUCAAGAACAACAAGCAACUGCCAGCAGCAUGCAUUCAUCACCCUCACCCUCUGCACAGCAUAUUCGAUUUGGCCCACGAUCAAGAGGAUAUGAUGAUGAUGAUGACGAUGACGAUCCUGGAUGUUGGAGAAAAUGGUGCAAGUACUUGUUCUUGGCAAUCUUGAUUUGGCUCGUCUUUUUAAAGUAUGGCGAUAUCUUGACAUGGGGUGGAUGGGGAGGAGAUUCACCAUCAGCAGCAGUAUGUCGUGGUCACAACAGCAUUGUAUGGGAUGAUUUGCCAUCAUCGAUUGUUUUGGAUAAGAAUGCAUGGGUCACCAUUGAAGGACACGUGACAGGUGGCAAAAUCAAUGUGCAUCGUGGAAGCCGAAAAGGAUCGAUCGAGACACGCGUACGCACCAAUUCACCCACUUUGUUGGAUGCGCUUGAAUACGAAUUACAUCCUGGAGAGAAUACCCAAUUGGAAUUACGCUUUCCCGCCAUGUCAGUCAUGCCACAGCACCACGAUUGUCUUGAAAUCGAAAUGGAUAUUUGGGUGCCUGAACGCUCUGAAGAGAUCCAUGUGGAAGGUAGCAACGUGGUAGUGGAUGUGGUUGAUGCUUUGGAUGGCAUGGAUUGGUUGGACAUCAAAACGAUCAAUGCUAUGAUUCGAAUGCAAGGAGGGUGGUUUGGUGAACGACUCGAAUUGGAAACAGAACAUGGCGAAAUCAAUACUGCUGGGCCCAUUGUGACAAGUGAUAAUGCACACAUGAAGACCACUGGUGGCGCUAUCAGGGUGGGAAGUAUCAUGUCAAGAAAUACAAUCGAUCUCAAAGCAAGUGAUGGUGCUAUUCAUGUCUCUGGUUCCCUUCAAGCCGAUUCCCGCAUCUCAGCAGAGACAUCCAACGCUGAAGUGCAUCUUGAUACCGUCAAAUCACGCCAUUUAGACGUAACGACAUCAAACGGCUGGAUUCAACUUAAUCAUGCCGUUGCUCCACAUAUCACAGCAAGGACAUCCAAUGAUCGCAUCAAUGUUCAGGUGGAAGAGGUGGUAGAGCCAAAUGUGGAAUUGACUACUAGCAAUGGUCCCAUCACUGCUCAUGUGACGACCUACUUUGCAGGGACCAUUCAAGUGAGCACAAGCUCACACAAUCAGGCCAUUGUACAGGACGCUUGGAAUCGUGUGGAUUUGGAUAUUGAUGAACCUUCCAUGAAGCAAGGCAGUCGUAUGGGUGGAGGCAAUGGACAUCUUACUCUCAGCACUUCCAAUGCCGAUGCAAGCAUUUUCCUUGACAUUCAACCAGAUAUCGGCUACGUAGAAGACAACUAG
Lichtheimia ornata is the source of this 1773-nucleotide messenger RNA. RefSeq lists its product as uncharacterized. Bases 1 to 1773 code for a protein of 590 amino acids. The transcript has 4 exons. NCBI's taxonomy places the organism in Eukaryota, Fungi, Mucoromycota, Mucoromycetes, Mucorales, Lichtheimiaceae. The record is from RefSeq and is a predicted model, not a curated record.